UAGCUUGGCAGGGAAACCAGCGGCGCGAGCAAACAGGUCCCCCCACCCCCGCACUUGUUCCUUGUGCCUGUCCCUGCCCGGGUGCUCCGGGGCGGGCUGCCCCCUCCCCGCCAGCGGCUGGGGUCUCUCCUCUGGACAAGGCACUGAGUGAGUGACGGGGGACGCGGCCAGGCUUGAAGAAUGGCAUGCAAAGAUGGUUUCUGCCAAGGAGCUAGUGAUCGCGAUGUCCUCGGGUCUCUCCAUCACCCUCCUGCACUUCCUGUGCCUGGCGACCUGCGUCACCGAGCCCCCGGGACAGAUCAAAAAGGAGGAGAAAUUAUGGCCGGAGAAUUUUACAAGCAUCCUGAACAGUCUCCUGGAUGGUUAUGACAACAGGCUGCGUCCUGGAUUUGGGGGUCCUGUUACUGAAGUCAAAACAGAUAUAUAUGUCACCAGUUUUGGACCUGUUUCCGAUGUAGAAAUGGAGUACACAAUGGAUGUCUUCUUUCGUCAGACAUGGGUGGACAAAAGAUUAAAAUAUGAUGGUCCCAUUGAAAUUUUAAGACUUAAUAACAUGAUGGUUUCGAAAGUGUGGACACCUGACACUUUUUUCAGAAAUGGGAAAAAAUCCGUUUCGCAUAAUAUGACAGCCCCAAAUAAACUUUUUAGAAUAAUGAGAAAUGGCACCAUCUUAUACACAAUGAGGCUUACCAUAAGUGCAGAAUGUCCCAUGAGAUUAGUGGAUUUUCCAAUGGAUGGUCAUGCUUGUCCUCUCAAAUUUGGGAGUUAUGCAUAUCCAAAGAGUGAAAUGAUUUACACCUGGACAAAAGGACCUGAGCAAUCUGUGGAAGUUCCUGAAGAGUCUUCCAGUUUAGUUCAGUAUGACCUGCUUGGGCAUACUGUGUCCACUGAAACUGUUAAAUCUAUUACAGGUGAAUAUGUUGUUAUGACAGUUUACUUCCACCUCAGACGGAAAAUGGGUUAUUUUAUGAUUCAGACAUAUAUCCCAUGCAUUAUGACUGUGAUCCUCUCGCAAGUGUCAUUUUGGAUAAAUAAGGAAUCUGUUCCAGCUAGAACCGUAUUUGGAAUAACGACAGUUUUGACAAUGACAACAUUGAGCAUCAGUGCAAGGCAUUCAUUGCCAAAAGUAUCCUAUGCCACUGCCAUGGACUGGUUCAUAGCUGUCUGCUUUGCCUUUGUGUUCUCUGCUCUUAUUGAGUUUGCUGCUGUCAACUAUUUUACUAACGUUCAAAUGGAAAAGGCCAAAAGGAAGACAGUGAAAUCUCUCCUUGAAUUUCCAGUCAUGCCAGUGAAGCGAGAACAGUGCACAGAAGAGGCACUCAUGGCUACAGAUGCCAAUUCAAAUGUGAGGAAAAGAACAAACGCCAUGGCACAGUCAGAGGCCGAUGGUGGGAACCGAACUGACACAGCAAACAGUUCCAUCCAACCUUCUGUGGUAACUCAGGGGUCUUCUGACAUUACACCCCAGUCUCUUUCAGCAUCAAGUCCAAACCCGUUCAGUCGCCUCAAUGUAUCAGAAACAUUGUCUUCUGCAAGAGCUACUCCUCCAGCUCCUCCCUCCACCCCAAUUUUAACUGGAUGCAUAACACAGCAUGCCACAGCUGGAUCCCCAUCCAUUCAUCAUUUACUUGGAUCUAGACUGGAGCAGAUUCAGACCACAGCUAAUACGAUGGGAGCAUCUGUAAAGCUGUCUGCUAUCUCUCCGUCUCCUGCUCCCCCUGCUUCCAGCUCUGGCACUAGUAAGAUAGACAAAUAUGCACGCAUUCUAUUUCCUGUCACAUUUGGAGCAUUUAACAUGGUCUACUGGGUAGUGUAUCUAUCCAAGGAUACCAUGGAAAAAUCAGAAAGUCUAAUGUAGUUUUGCUGCUAUGUAGUAGUUUCCUUAAUUAUUAUAACACAUUUGUUGCAGGGUUCCUUCUUUUAAAACUUUUUUUUUUUUUUUUUAAAGAGACCAUUAAUUCCUACGUUACUAGGCUCUGUGCUAGGUUCCCACUGCAAAGAACAAGUUUAUUGGGACAAUUAACUAACUCAUCGCUGAAUAAAGGGUAAGAAAUUGGCUUCUCUCUCCCAAAUAGGUACACAGAACAGGGCCGGCUCCAGGCACCAGCUUGGCAAGCAGGUGCUUGGGGCAGCCACUCCGGAGAAGGGCGGCAGGUCCAGCUAUUUGGCGGCAAUUCGGCAGAUGGUCCCUCACUCCCGCUCGGAGCAAAGGACCUUCCGCCUUAAUUGUUGCUGCAA
Malaclemys terrapin pileata is the source of this 2238-nucleotide messenger RNA. RefSeq names its product gamma-aminobutyric acid type A receptor subunit alpha4 (gene GABRA4). Gene Ontology annotation, molecular function: inhibitory extracellular ligand-gated monoatomic ion channel activity; transmitter-gated monoatomic ion channel activity involved in regulation of postsynaptic membrane potential; GABA-A receptor activity. Bases 194 to 1858 code for a protein of 554 amino acids. Gene Ontology annotation, biological process: synaptic transmission, GABAergic; regulation of postsynaptic membrane potential; signal transduction. The record is from RefSeq and is a predicted model, not a curated record. The transcript has 9 exons. Gene Ontology annotation, cellular component: postsynapse; synapse; dendrite membrane. NCBI's taxonomy places the organism in Eukaryota, Metazoa, Chordata, Testudines, Emydidae.